GUAAAUCCUGUGAAAUGAUGGCGACUACUUCUACAAUAAAAACCCGAGACGAUGAAACUUUCUACAUCAAACAUACUCUUAAUUAUUGAUCUAACUUUGUGGUUUAUUGCAUCACCUGCAAUAAAUGAGAAAUUCAGUAUGUUGGACAACCUAUCAACAGUUUUACCACAAGACUUGCAGGGCACAGACAUAAUAUUAAAUAUAAUAAGACAGCUAAAGUCCCACAUGUAGGCCCCCACUUUAAUAUCCCAGGUCACUCCCUUAGUUGCACUCUCUUUCAAAGAGUUGCUGUUCAAGACCCAUGCCAAACUUCAUUUGGCUGAAUCUAUUUGGAUGCAUCGUUUGAACUGUGUGGCCAAAAGGACUAAAUGAAUAUGAUCCGAGUGGCAGUUAAACCACUCUCUGCUUGACUGGACUUUUGUUUUAAUCUUAGCUUAUGGGCUCAUACCUCGUUUUAUUGACUGGUUAACUAUACUUAAGGUUUGUUUAGCCAAGCACACUUGUUACACUACACUUUUUAUAUCUGUGAGUUUUCUGUUUCUCCUCAUACUCUUGAAAAUGUCUGUAUUAUACAGACGAAACAACAAGUUUUAACUUUGUGUUGUGUUUUUUUAAUUAUAAAAAUACCUUCACAGACACACUAACCAAUACUUUGUUAUUCAUUCAUACGACUGUUCUCAUUGUGUUGUUACUGUAUGUAAAUCACAGUUAGUUGAUUACCGUAUUUGACCGGGAAUAAGCCCAUGCCUGUGAAUAAGCCCACUCCCAUUUUUUGCAGAUCUAAAGAAUUAGGCCCAUAUCCUUGAAUAAGCCCAUACCCAAAUAUGUAGUAUGUUUGCUAUCAAAAUUCACUGAAAGUUCAAAAGAUCGUUGGGUGACAAACUGGUCCCAAGAUAACAAGUAUUAAAAUGAUUUAAAACAAUGUUGUAGUUUGUGUUGUUUUUAUUUUUUAUAGCUUAAUAAAUACGAUUAUAUUACCAAUAAAGUGCAUACUUUUAGUACUAUGUACCAUCCCCCCACCCCACCCAGCCACAAACACACUACAGUCAUAUGCAGUCAACAAUUUCACAGUCGGCUAUUGUACUUUGAUCAACAAAGCGACCAUUUCGUGAAACCUAAAGUAUGUCUGUUUCACUUGUGUCUUUGAUGAAAGCCGACCUUCCUGGCUUACAGUAAAAAUAGCUACAACAAAAACCUUUCUGAUUGGUUGAUUUGUAAUACUACUUGUGACGUCCCAUGAAGUGACUGUUGUGAGGUAUGGAAGAGGGCGUGAAGACUGCCUUGAUUGACAACCAACUCAUGAUUGGUUGAAUGGUGUGGUAAGCAUUUUAAUUAAUUGACUGUUGUUUUUGUUGUGAAUUCUCAGUUGAGGCGCACUGACUCAUUAAUGAAUAAAAUAAAAGAAAUAAGUGUUUAACACAAACGAUGCAGCCACAUCUGUGUUUUUAUAAUAUCAUUAGGUUUAUUUAGUACUAAUCACACAUCAAACGAAUUGAGAAAAAAUAUUAUGCAUCAAACAAAAUUAAUAGAAAAGGUGAGUAAUAUUGAUAAACAAGCUCGCUUGGGGGUAAUUACUGAGAAAUGCUAUAUAGUGGGUCUUAAAAAUACACAUAGUUUGUUUUCACCAAUAUACACUGAACAUGCCUUUCGUACGCAAACGGUAUACUGUAAAAGAUAAGUUAGAUGUUGUUGGCUGGUUUAGACGUAAUGGCCGAAAUCUGUCCGCGGCUGAAAGAGAAUAUGGCAUUUCAAGAAAACAGGUUCGACUGUGGGACAAAGAUUACGAGAAAUUGCUGAUGUUUUCGAAAGGCAAAGAUAGCGAACGAAAGAAUAUUGGUAGUGGAGCGGAAGCAAUGAACACCGAAAUGGAUCAAGCCGUCUUCGAAUGGUUCAAGGAUGAGCGGGCAGAAGGUAGAUGCGUGUCAAACUACUUUCUGCAAAGCAAGGCCAGAGAAGUUGCCAGUCAGAUUAGAGUACAGAAGUUCCAGGCAUCAAACGGGUGGCUACGUAGGUGGAAGCAGCGAUAUUCGGUGGGAAUCAGACGGGGGACAAACGACGCACAGAAAAUCCCGAGUGAUUACAAGGAGAAAAUGUCAGGUUUUCAUUCAGCAAUCCGGGCUUUAAGACAGAAAUGGGACUACACCGAUUACAACAUAGCGAAUAUGGACCAGACGAUGGUUAGAUUUGACACUGUACCGAAAUACACAAAUGAGGUCAAAGGAGCAAAGACUGUGCGAAUCUCUCACACCGGCGGUGCUAAAAAGGGGUGUACAGUAGCUUUGACGGCGAGUGCAAAUGGGGACAAACGGAAAGCUUUGAUCAUCUUCAAGGAGAAAAAUGGUGUUAUCGGCCCACGAGUGCUACCCACGUUGAAAGUGCCAGACAAUGUAUUGAUUACUGCUACGGAGAACGGUUGGAUGACAACAGUGAAAGUACACCAUUUCAUCCGACAUGUCUGGGGACCAAACGACGACGACACUCGGCGACUUCUCAUAUUGGACGCAUACAAGCCACACACGUGCCAGUCAUCGACAGAUCGUUUUGACGAGUACGAGACCGACAUAGUAACAGUACCAGGAGGCUGCACGGGACUUGUGCAGCCAAUGGAUACUCACGUGAACAAGGUGUUCAAAGAGAGAAUAAAGCAACAGUGGUGCGAGUGGUUCAAGUUGGCAAAGCGGAACUGCAGAGGAAAUUAUGUACAACCGACAAGACAGAACAUUAUAGACUGGAUAAGUGUCGCGUGGGAAGCUGUUGAGGAGGGAACCAUCCGGGGGGCUUUUAAGUCCUGUGGGAUUUCGCUACCAUUGGAUGGAAGCAGAAACUAUCUGCUAAGUUCUCGCUUGGUCGACGAUGUUGGACUGGAAAUCGAGGAAGUGCCACCACACGAAGAGAUCGAAUCUGGAGUUCAUUUCGACGAUGAGGAUGACGACACUGAGGACAUCGAGUUUGUUGGGUGGGACCAGGAUGAACUUGACAUCUGAUUAUGUACUUUCACUUUGUGUGCUGGAUUAUGUGUGUUCAUACGUUGUAAAAUAAAUUAAAAAACGAUAUUCUUUGGAAGUUGAAAUUAAAUUUAUUACCGCUUUUGUUGUUUUAUUUAUUGAUAAUUUCCAGGUUCUUUUACUCAUUAGUGAACAUUGGAAAUUUUUUAACAAAACUGGCCCCAUGUCUGGAAAUAAGCCCACCCCCAACAAAGCUACAAAUGAGUUGUCUUGGCCCCCUGGGCUUAUUCCCGGUCAAAUACGGUAGGUGGUGUAGUUCCAAGUUUAAUAACAUUUUGUAGAGAACGAAGUACCGUUCUCGACUUUCCUGUUAUUUGCUAACCUCCUAGUAACCUGAACAACCGUUCUCAGCUUAUUUUGAUCCCUAGAAAGUAACGCAUUCUGUCUGCAAACACAGAGUGACGUGUUUGAACUUUGAUUGGAUGGUAAACAAGUUGAGGAUGGGGAUGUUGUUUAGAUUGAACGACGUGAUUGGAGGCUCUCUUGGUGUCCAAUCUAAUUAAAAUUAGCUCCACUAUUACAUGUGGAUCUAACACCAGCCAG
Messenger RNA from Gigantopelta aegis, 3548 nucleotides. Its product is annotated as tigger transposable element-derived protein 6-like. NCBI's taxonomy places the organism in Eukaryota, Metazoa, Mollusca, Gastropoda, Neomphalida, Peltospiridae. Gene Ontology annotation, cellular component: nucleus. The transcript has 2 exons. Bases 1641 to 2984 code for a protein of 447 amino acids. The record is from RefSeq and is a predicted model, not a curated record. Gene Ontology annotation, molecular function: sequence-specific DNA binding.